This is a messenger RNA of Racocetra persica, 1394 nucleotides long. NCBI's taxonomy places the organism in Eukaryota, Fungi, Glomeromycota, Glomeromycetes, Diversisporales, Gigasporaceae. The record is from the annotation of a GenBank genome assembly.
AUGAAAUUAUUUAGUCUUUCUUAUAACCUUAUAACACCAUAUCUAUUUUUAUUAUCCAUUUGUGCAUUCAUAAUAUCAACGAGAUCACAGCUUACCAAUUUUGUCUACAACGAAAGUAUAAUAGAUACUGGAAAUCCUCUUUUUGUACAAAACCUUCAAACUUAUGAUGAUGGAACAACUCUUGUCCAUAUAACACGACGUGAUCCAAAAAUAAACCAAAAUUGUUCAGUGAAUUUAGGUGCACUGCCUACUGAAACUUUUGGUUUAGAACAGAUAUUACGUAUAAGAGUUAUUGAAUUAAAUGGAAAUGUUAAUGAAAUUAAUCUUGAUUUAAACUUAAUUACUCCAAAUUAUUGUGUAUUACGUAAAGUUACCGGAGAUAUAGUGUUUCCUAUUAAAUUAUAUGCUUUACAAAAACCCUUGAUUCUAGUAACAUACGUGAAUGCUACAAAUUCUUCUGAUCCUAAUACUUAUGAAGAGUGGGGAGCUGUAAUCGAUUGGAAUAGUAUCAUUCGAAGUACCAUAUAUUUUGGCCCAUCUUUUGUUAAUAAAACUACUAAUUCCAGUCACUGGAAUCCGCAAAGUGCAAUUGAGUUAAACAUAAAUCGGAAAUUGGGAUUUUUUAGACUAGAUUUAGUAAGAAAAGAUGACUCCUUGAAUCCUUCGUGGUAUCAAUGGCAGCAAUAUUCAAUUAUUCCACUUAGUCAAUUUACUAAUCCUCUAGUUAAACUUAAAAGCUUUCAACUUGUAUCAAUAUCUACUAUUGAUGGUGGUUAUGCUUUAUUCUAUGCUAACUCUACCGAAGAAGUUAAUACCAACCAAACGUUAGCCAUACGUGGCACGGUAUAUGCUAAUUUCAUAUCCUAUAACAAAACAGUUCCAGAUAGAACGGUUCUUCUCUAUGAGUUACAUAUAAAUGUAACUUUUAAUGGAAUUCAUUGUGACUUAGUAGCUGUUGGCUUGGGUCAAGUUUGCACAUUAUCUAUUACCAAUAACGAUAUAUCUAUCAACUCUACCAAUAAUAGCACAGUAAAUAACAGUACAACACACUAUGUAAAAAUUUACUUUCUAACGUCAGGAUCUGUAUUAAAAAUAGAUACAUUAUCUGACCUUCCUAAUGUAACUAGUAUACCCUUAAAAGGUUGGGUGGUAAAAUCAAUGUCAUAUGGAGGUUACAUAUUACAUGCUACUGAUGCUAUUCAUUAUUCUCAUAUGAUUUAUCCUUAUGAUGAAUAUAACUUUCAAAUACCUUUGGUUUCAUCAAUAUUACCAAAUGGAUCUGUUUCUAUUAAUAAUAAUUUUUCUACAAAUCCUUAUGGUGCAAAUGCUAUUAUGAAUAACAAUAAUAUUUUUCUACUCCCAACAUACAAUAAAAAUGAUCCAAGAACUCUUUG